AUGGCGUCGUCUUCGGCAGACUCAGGUCUCAACCUCCAUACCCUCGCGAGCCGAGCCUACCACCACCCACUCUUCUGGUUCACCGCAGUCUUCAUAUUCCGCUACCUGCGCACCGUCGUCCACCUGAUCUCAUUCUGGUGCUAUCAGCCCGCUCCAAUUCCUAGGAAUCCCAAAUACAAGUCCCGAGACUGCAGUGUCAUUCUACCCACCGUCGACCCAAAGAAUCCAGAAUUCAAAGAAUGCAUCGAAAGCUGCCUACAGAACAACCCAAAAGAGAUCCUCAUCGUCACAGUCGGUAGCGAGAACAAAACACUCUGCAAGGCGGUCGCUCGCCACUACUCUUGGCAGUUCGACACACAUAUCACCGUCCACACAUGCCCGAUCGCCAACAAGCGUCAUCAAGUCGCCACAGCCAUUCCAAAAGCCAAGGGGAAAAUCACAGUCCUUCUUGACGACCACGUCAUAUGGCCUGGCAAAUUCCUCCCGACAGCGAUUGCACCCUUCGAAGACGAAAGAGUCGGAGCUGUGGGUACGAACAAACGCGUUCGUCGAACGGACACAGGCUUCAAUAUUCGAUCAUAUUGGAAUAUGCUAGGAGCGAUCUACCUCGAGCGGCACAACUUUGAGAUCCGGGCGACAAACACGAUCGAUGGGGGAGUUUUCGUUAUUUCUGGUCGUACGUCGCUUCAUCGGACACGGAUCCUGCAAUCGGAGGAGUUCUUGGAGGGCUUUACGAAUGAGCGCUUCUUCUUUGGUUUGUGCGGGCCACUGAAUCCUGAUGAUGACAACUAUAUUACCCGCUACGAGGUGAAGAAAGGCUGGGACAUUAAGAUUCAAUACUGUGAAGAUGCUUGUAUCGAGACUACACUGGGCACGUAUCCGAAGUUCGUCAGCCAAUGUUUGAGAUGGGUACGCACAACCUGGCGAAGCAACAGCUGUUCUCUGUUCACGGACCGUACAGUCUGGUAUCGACAGCCGUGGUGUGUCUACGCAGUAUACAUCUCGAGCUUCUUCAACUUCGCGCUCUUCAACGACUUCGGACUGGCCUAUCUCCUCCAUCGAUCUGGCUAUGGCACGACAGCAGCGUACUGGACGCUUGGAGUCUGGAUUGUUGCGACCAAGAUGAUAAAACUGACGCCUUACUUCCUUCGACAUCCCGAAGAUUUGAGAAUGUUGCCUGGCUACUUUGCUUUCGCGUACUUUCACAGUCUGGUGAAACUUUACGCGUUGUUCACGUUUUGGAAUUGUCAUUGGGGUGGGAGGAAUCUUGCUGCUAUCAACGACCCGAAGAAGACGGAUGAAUUCGGCCUCGACAGCGGAGAAGGCUUUAUCGUCCCCUACAGCCUCUUCGGCCGAAUGCACCACGACUACUACACCCAGAAGCAACGCAAAGCCUACUAA
This is a messenger RNA of Pseudocercospora fijiensis CIRAD86, 1401 nucleotides long. Its product is annotated as glycosyltransferase family 2 protein. The coding region runs from base 1 to 1401 and encodes 466 amino acids. The record is from RefSeq and is a predicted model, not a curated record. The transcript has 2 exons. Lineage: Eukaryota; Fungi; Ascomycota; Dothideomycetes; Mycosphaerellales; Mycosphaerellaceae.